UUAUAAGUAGAGAGACUAACUGUGUUCUGCCCCAGACACCAGCUUCUGUCCAUUGUUGAGCAUCUUCAAAGCUGCAAAGACUAUCCUACUACCAUCUGGCAUCAUGAGAAUCCUUUUCUUCCUCGUUGCUGCUCUCUUCUUCCUCUUCCAAGCUGCUCCAGCUUACAGCCAGGUAGAUGCUGACACUGCAGCAUGCCGGCAAAACCGGGGCUCCUGCUCGUUUGUUGAAUGCUCUCCUCCUAUGGUUAACAUUGGGACCUGCCGCAGUGGGAAGCUGAAAUGCUGCAAAUGGACACCCAGUUCCUAGAGCUGACACCUCAUUGACCACAUAAAUAUCUGGGCAUCCAAGACACCUCUCUUCCUUUGACACCAGUGGAUCCCAGUCUCAGUGCAAUCUUGGGGAGCCUUUCACACAAAGGCAAAGACCCUUAUGAGCUAAAGAAGGUCUGAGGAGGUUUUGUACCCCAAUAAAGAGAUUUGCAACUUGAGUUCUAAUAAAAGCAAAAUCACUGUGAAACCACAUUGCUCGUAUUUGCUCAUGUACGUCAGGAUAGCUUUUGCUGGCUUUGUUGUCUAUAAAAUCAACCUGUAAAUGGAAUUUAUUUAACUAAAUUGAGUUAAUUCAAGUGUGCAUGUCCCUAAGCCCUGUUAAAUCAUCCUGCAGAGUGUCUGUGUUGCAGUGUUUUGUGCGAGAACAUAUAUACUAAUAAAUCAAAAAGCACUAGA
Neopsephotus bourkii (Bourke's parrot) is the source of this 726-nucleotide messenger RNA. Its product is annotated as gallinacin-9-like. Bases 104 to 307 code for a protein of 67 amino acids. Gene Ontology annotation, biological process: defense response to Gram-negative bacterium; innate immune response in mucosa; defense response to Gram-positive bacterium. The record is from RefSeq and is a predicted model, not a curated record. Lineage: Eukaryota; Metazoa; Chordata; Aves; Psittaciformes; Psittacidae. Gene Ontology annotation, cellular component: extracellular region. Gene Ontology annotation, molecular function: CCR6 chemokine receptor binding. The transcript is spliced from 3 exons.